AUGCCUCUGCCUUCACCUACGCCCAUAAGUUCCCCUUAUUCGAUCACGCCCAUACCCACACCUAUUAUCACGCCCACUCAUACCCCCAUACCCGCUUCCACGCCCAAACCUGCUAUCACGCCCAUACCCGUUAUCACACCCAUACCCACGCCCAUAAACACACCCACCCAUACACCCAUACCCACUAUCACGCCCAUAUCUCCUCCUACGCCCACGCCAUUCACGAUAUCCGAAGUUUACAACGUCUCUCUGACCUUCACUCGGAAAUACCUCGCCCACACGUCGCUCCGGCCGGCGAACAUGACUCUCAAAGAACUUCAGGAACAUUUAAGAACGUUCUUCAAGCGCCUGGAUGUUAUGUCGCUCGCCACCGCCCUCGUUGGGAAGAAUGUGGGCGUAGUCACGACAGUCGAGCACGCCCAUGCUCUCUACAAUCUUCUCGAUUUGUUCAGCGCUCUCGCCCUGGUCAGGCAGGCGUACUUAGAGGAGGUAAUGACCCGCUUCCAGGACGAGGCGCGACGUUACCCCAGCAUUCCCGGACGUCAAAUGAACCCACUGGCUUUCCUCAUCCACGGAUUUCGACGUCAUAGGGUCAAGCUCGAGAGGGAGUUGGAAGCGUUUUAUAGGGAGAUGCUGGUACCAACCCCUGCCAACAUGUACUUCGUUGCCAACUUCCAACCCAAAGGACAGCCAUCUCUGGAAGCUGUCAUGAAAAAUCUGGAAGUUGAUUCGCCGUUUAUGCAAAUGAACAACAGCUGGUAUAUUCUCCGUCCAGCCGACCAGCCUUCACUCCAGCUGGCGCUUAGACAAGAAAACCAUCUUUGGGUGCUCUGCCUCACUAAUUCGACAAGUGAGCCAGCUGGUGUCGUCGAGGAGGAGGCAACGAUAGAGCGAAUUAUCGAACCAUCUGCACGGUUAUUGGGUGAUUCACCUGUUCACCUGUCGGUUAAACCACCUGGCCCAGGAGAGCACGAACCACCUGGCCGCUUGUUGGGUAAUUCGCCUGUUCACCCAUCUGCAAAACCACCUGGCACCUCCCUUAGAUCACCUGGAUAUUACCGAAAUGAUGAGCCCGUUAGAGGCGAACCAUCUGUCGGCGAGAUAAAGCGACCAUCUGUCAUCGUUAAAUCUUCAAGAUCCUUCAGUUUCUCCUUCCAAGCGGUCAAUGGCAGGUUCGGCUCCACGCAUUACCGUCUUGUUAGUGCUGAUCUGCCGGACGGAAUCCAACUUAUCGUACCCAAUUCUCUCGGUGCUGCCAGGCGUACGAGGAAGUUAUUCUUCGAUUCGAGGCAAUUGAACCACAGAGGAUUGGGCUUUGACGUCAUAAAGAUGGCCGGGGAGGACCGUGGCCGCUACGUCAUGGUCCACAAAGCGAAAGACUGUGUGAUGUUCCUAAGCUUCCGCGGAGAGCACUCAGGCCCAGGCAUUCCCGAGCUGGUCUUUAACCCGCAGUACCCAGGAAGCUCCGCCCACUGGCUCCUUCAGCCCACGCCACGCCCACUGUGACGUCAUGCAGACCAUGUGAUGAUGACGCAGUGAUUAUUAUGGAAAGGGAUGAGAACAGAAUGGUUUUAAUAUUGUGCAUGAAUAUUUAUGAUUAGAAAUGCGAAAUAUAUGAUGAUUUGAAUUAUCUAUGUAGAUGAUUUUGGUAGAAAUAACAUCAACAGUUUCUACUGCUCCUACUACUAGA
Molecule: messenger RNA, 1690 nt
Organism: Penaeus indicus
Lineage: Eukaryota; Metazoa; Arthropoda; Malacostraca; Decapoda; Penaeidae
Exons: 6
Coding region: 1-1506 (501 amino acids)
Source: RefSeq, a predicted model, not a curated record